AUGGGUGUCAAGGGUCUGUGGAAUCUUCUUGAGCCCACAGGGAGGCGGGUCGACAUAACUGCACUGGCCGGUCAGCGAGUCGCAGUUGAUGCUUCCAUCUGGCUCGUGCAAUUCAUUAAAGCCAUGCGCGAUGAGCGCGGAGACAUGAUUCAUAACGCUCAUCUUCUCGGCUCUCUAUUCAGUUUCUUCCGGCGCAUUUGUCGCAUGCUGUACCAUGGAAUCUCUCCGGUCUUCGUUUUCGAUGGUGCCACUCCAACACUGAAGCGUCAUACUGUUGCAUCUCGCCGUCAGUUUCAUGUUGACAAAGCUUUACAAAUGAGGCGUACCGUCGAAAAGCUCCUUCUGAGUUCAGUAAAGGCAACUUUACUGCAUGAUGAGGUAGUCAGCAAAAGUGUGCAUGACAUGGGGCAGGGUUUAAGACUCGACCGUCAUCUGAAGCACGUUCAUGUAAGUCAGCCUGGAGUUGAUGACGAUGAAACUGCGCAGCCGGAUGGUAUUGCAUAUCAUCUUGAACCGCACUCACGAAGAGCUGACGGUGAACGUUUUUACAACAGGAAUCCGUCGGCAAAUCCCAAACAGGGCUUAUGUGAAAACGUCGAAACGGAGAUCCCAGUAUUAGAUGCUAUCGAUCCGGAGAUGCUCGCGAAAUUGCCCGCUUCCAUGCAGUUUGAUCUAAUGUUGAAGAUUCGAGAGCAACGCGGAUUGGAAAAUCGUAGGAACUUAAAGAAAUUGUGUGCGAAUACAGCAGACUUUUCAGAGCUACAAUUAAGUACAUAUCUUAAGUCAAGUUGCCUAAAGGAGAAAAUUGAAGUUGCCAGGAAAGGUUUUCACGCAAGAAGCUCAUGUUGGCAUGAAGCAGGCGGUUCUGACCUCGCAGUAAGAGCGUCGAGUCAAGUUGCAAACAUUUACAAUGAUGAUUUCAAGGCUAGCCCGCGUGUCACUUCCUCCCGGCACUGCGCGUUCCUACUCUCCAAACCAAAAUCUAGCGUGAUGAAGGACGGGGUCUCUCAUUGUUCGAGUACCCAAGAUCUCACAAGGCCGUCGCAAGGCACACCAAUCUCUCUGCAGCACAGUUUGCGAAGUGUCCAUCACAAAGGCAGUCAGUUUUGUUUAAAGGGACCACCUGUCACGAUGAAAACCCCUCCCAAUGCAAAGCUCGUCACAAACAUAUCGCAUGCAUCGCGCACUGCAAACACGACGCGUAAUACUACUGAUGAGCAAGAGAUGCUCUUGAAACAGGAUGAUCAUGAAGGAAUCGUUGCCCCAGAUCUGACAGUUACAUUCAAGGCUGAGAAUGCAGCAGCUGAAGGGAUCGAUCCGAUCUUUGCGAAAGAAAGUCACGAUCCCUUACCCAUCACAUGGAACUCAAUAUCAAAUGGAAAUCUUGAUGACGUAGGCGUUUGGAAAAGCAUGGAAGUCAACAAUGCAAUCGGUCACAUUGACCAUAAACAAAAGAGAAACAUCCAGGUGUUUGAGGAAACGACUUCGAGAAAUGAGGAAGCCACCACUGAUUUUUCUUGCACAGACAUGAGAGAAUUUCAAGACAAAAUAAAUCGCAAUUCCGACACGUUUCUCUAUGCCGGUGCUGCGCAUGAACAGGAUCGUGAAGCUGACGAUGUCAGCCGACAUACUGGACACAAUCACACCUCCAAAAAAGAAACAGCGUGGUCUCCACCAAUGCGGGAAUGUAGCACUUCAGACCAACCAACCAAUUUUGCAGCACAAGAGCAAGCAAAUCUUGAGAACGAUCGUCGUGAAUCUGACUUGAAGUGUCCACCACACGAAGUACCACACAAAGUUCAUAGGCGACAAGAUGAUAUCACGAACACAUCAGUAACCAUCAAUGCAGAAAAUGCUUUCAAUUCAGAACAAAUGAGUGAAAGUGCAGAAACUGGUUUGCUUUCGGUGACUUUCAAACAUGUGAUGCCCUCUCCCGACCUCGUCGAGGAUGAUGCUGUAUCUGUGUUUCUUCACUUUCCCAAUUGUGUCAAGCCCAUCACUUUCAGGUCAUUGUAUCUUUUUGAAACUCGAGCACACUGCGCACUCGAGAAAUGUCCUAGUAAUCCUUCUCUGGAUUGCACCUUAGGAAAAGAAUGCAUAACAUUGGAGUGCCGUUCUUUCCAUGUUGACGUUCGUCCCUCCACCAAGAAUCGUUUACCAGUUAUCCUCCUUGCCCUCAAGAGGAUGUUUUGUACAAUGUUGUCACGAGAAGGUGAGAUGCCAAACAGCAAUAUAAACCCUUGCUUUCACUUUGCAGUGGACGCCAUGUCAGAUGUCAAAUCUGAAAAUCAUCGCCAAAAACUUGAAACGAUGCUGGAUGAAGCACGAAAAGAGCAUGCACUCCUGCAGAGUGAAGGGAAAAAUGCCGCACGGGGAGCAGACACGCCCACAGAAGAAAUGUACCAUCAAAUCCAGGAUCUUUUGACCCUGUUUGGAGUUCCCUAUGUAAUUGCUCCACAAGAGGCAGAAGCACAAUGUGCGUGGAUGAAUUCAGAAGGUCUUGUAGAUGCUGUCAUAACGGAAGACAGCGAUGCAUUUUUGUUCGGCGCGAGUACUGUAUAUCGCAAUGUGUUCAACACCAAAAAAUACGUGGAAGUAUACUCUGUAGAAAAUAUACAGCGGGAUAUAGGUCUUAAACGGGCACAGAUGGCUGAACUCGCACUGUUGCUCGGAUCCGAUUACACAGAAGGUAUACCUGGGGUGGGUAUUGUUAAUGCUCUUGAAAUUGCAUCUGUAUUCUCCGGAAUGGAUGGCCUAACGACAUUUCGAAACUGGGUGGAAAAUGGUGAUCUUCCUGAUCAAGUUAAUCGUGGGAAUCGAUGUUUGGCAGGGUCAAGUUUGCCAAAAAAACAUGUCGUGGCAAAAGAUGGCGAAGGCGGCCAUUUAGUGUCGGACAAGGAAAAAAACAUCGAUUUGAAGGAAGGUGAAGUUGCAAAUAUCUACCUCCAACGAGAAAUCUUCAAGCAAAAGCACCAAGCCGCGAGAACAAGAUGGAUUUUACCAAAUGACUUUCCUUCAGUUGCGGUGAUCGAAGCGUAUGCAAAGCCUUUAGUUGACUCCUCGAAGGUGCACCUUGAAUGGGGCAAGCCUAACUUUGAGCUCCUUCGCGUCUUUUGUCUCGAAAGCUUCAACUGGGGAAUCGGUAAAACUGACGAGCUCCUAGAACCUGUCAUCCAAACCUGGGAACGGGCAGAGCGGCAGACUGUUAUAAAAGACUUUUUCUCAGUCUCCACAGAGCAGAUAAAUUUCGCUGUUCCGGUCGCGAGGUUUCGUUCAGCGCGCAUCCAAAACGCUAUAACCGGUCUAAAAUUUACAUCCAUGGACUAAGCCAGCUUAUUUGAUCGCGAGACAGUAAAUAUGGAGGUACCAAACUUAGAAUAAGUGACACUUCAAAUAAUGAACACAUACCCACGGAUUUAAGAAAGUAAUAUAAUGGCGAAUAAAACGCACGCAGUUGCCGUAACUAACAUAUAUAUAAUAAUACUACAUAUAUAUCCCA
This is a messenger RNA of Micromonas commoda, 3499 nucleotides long. RefSeq names its product dna-repair protein UVH3. Gene Ontology annotation, molecular function: single-stranded DNA binding; DNA endonuclease activity. The record is from RefSeq and is a predicted model, not a curated record. Lineage: Eukaryota; Viridiplantae; Chlorophyta; Mamiellophyceae; Mamiellales; Mamiellaceae. Gene Ontology annotation, biological process: nucleotide-excision repair. The transcript has 2 exons. The coding region runs from base 1 to 3327 and encodes 1108 amino acids. Gene Ontology annotation, cellular component: nucleus.